GAAGAGGAAGUGGACGAGAAACUUGGUCUAGGUCACCCGCCACGUCGCCGACGCCGGAAACUUCUCCCGACCAUUCAUCGUCCAAAUGAUGAGGGUUCGAAGGUUCGGGUGUUAGAUACGCGCACACGCUCUCCAUCACCGGUCGCCGCAGUGAAUGAAUCCCCUUCACAUGUUGCGGAGACUGUAUUGAUUGAAGAACCAACCAUGGAUCAAUACAUAAUGCGUGGCGAUUUGGCACGUUUGCUACUGCAAGAACUCUGCCGCGCCCCACUGCGUCUAUUCAGAACAGAAGUUAUGGAAAGCUGUUUGGCCUGCUGGCAAUGGCUUGUGGUCGGACGUACCGGUUUGAUUAUUCAAUUUUUGAACGAAUUGAGUGAAGCGUGGCAGACUACCAUUCAUCGUGGUCUCGGUGUGUUCGCGCCGAAUGAUUUGGACGAUGGAGAAGUCGAACCACUGGUCAUUUCAGAAGAAAUUCGAUAUACUCCUCCCGCCUGUGAUCCGGGUCCACAUCAGUUAUGGUCACAGUUCCUCAGUGAACGGCUUUAUGUGGCUCAGUCGUCUAGUCAAGAACAACUGGAUAUUUUCUUUGAUUUACUCCAACGUUCGUUGGCCGGUGAGGUCGCUGGUUUGACACGGUCCAUGCGUCGCAUUCCCGGCUACGGUGAACCCAGUCAACUGAAUCUUGGACCAUCUUAUCAGUCUGCAUCAUCAUACGCCCCAACCGGUCGUCUCGCUCAGAAUGUUAGCGCUCUUGGCGUGCGAUGUCGUCUUGUGGAGAUGGCUUUAAAUUUGCUUCAAAACACUGGAUUCCGACCACCACCGUUGGCACACGGCAGUAGUGGAACUGCGGAAGAUGUGUCAAGUCUGGGCGGUGGCACGACUGCCGCAGGCGGUGGUGCAGGCAGUAGCGCGGGAAGUUUAGUCAGCGGUGGAGGUGCUGGUGUGGGAGUUGGUGCUGGAACUAGUUCGUGGCGUGUGAUAAACGGAAAUGGAAGUCAACAUUCCAUCGAACAUGGUCAUCUCUUCCCCCUAGCCCGUAUUGCACUUCGGGAGAAGGCGUACGCGGCCAUUCUAAAUUACUUUGCUGUCAAACCGCAUUAUCCGCAACACAAAGACGCAGAUUUGUCGGAUGAUUUAAAGGCGUUAUCUCGUGUGUGGUCCUUGAUGCAAGCUGAGAAAAAGUACCUGAGUAUGAGCUCAAUUGGCGCAGAAAUGGAGGCGUUACUGGAAGCUGCUGGUCGAAGUUUUGCACCUUCUAUCAGUAUGACUUCUUACAUGGACGGACCGACUGUUUUGGGCUCUGUCGGCAGUGGUACUUGUGUAAGCGGUACUGGGGCUGCUGUUCCUGGUUCGGGUCUUGUCGGGGCUAGUGGUGGUGGUUUGGCUACUCCAGAAGUGGUUGGAAUGAAUUUCGCCGGGACUUCCACCUCGGGUUCUACAAUUAAUCCAGCCAAUCCAAACGCCCCUGGUGUUCUGACCAUUCCGGCCGGUUUACCCGGGAGUUAUUAUUGUGCGUCUAGCUCAUCCCCCAACAUUCAGCGUGUUUCAACGCAUGCAGUGAGCGAGUUAUACACAGCUGGUGGCACUCUGCCACGUCUCCGAUCUCAGGUUAUGCUCCAGACUGGUGGUCAACCUUUAGAACGGCCCGGAGUCGGGUCGCUAAUUUUACCAUCCUCGUAUUACGCGACCAAUUCGACCAUACAAACUCUACCUUCGGCCGGUAGCACACAUGUCGCUCAUUCGGUUGUCUCGAAGCGUUCAUCGGCCACAGGAGGUAGGAUUUACAUCGUCUAA
Molecule: messenger RNA, 1794 nt
Organism: Echinostoma caproni
Lineage: Eukaryota; Metazoa; Platyhelminthes; Trematoda; Plagiorchiida; Echinostomatidae
Source: the annotation of a GenBank genome assembly